UGGUAGUUGUCCUAUUCACCGAUCUCAAAUUACGAGUAUGCCAAAGUCUUUCGGUCAAAACCACGCAUCGUCAGGCAAGUGAUAUAUAUAUUAGGUACCUCUUCUCACCUACAUACUUCGUACCAACAACCAUGGGACCGAAAUCCCCCGCUAGCACGUCCCACUCCACCCCGCCGGCGGACAUCCCGCCCCAGCUCUCGGACCUGCACUGCUUCACCGAGACUGAGGGCGUCAUCACGACGACCAUGUUCGACGUGCCGGGGUACCGCGUCGUCCGCGUCCUCGGCGCCGUCUACGGGCUGACCGUGCGCUCGCGGAACUGGGCCGCGAGCAUGGGCAUGGUGAUCAAGAGCAUCGCGGGCGGCGAGCUGCGGUGGUUCACCAGCAUGCUCUACUCCGCCCGGAACGACGCCAUCAGCCGCGUCGUAGCCGAGACCAAGGCGCGCGGCGGCAACGCCAUCAUUUGCCUGCGCUUCGAGUCCGGCGACAUGACGGGCUUCGCCCAGUGCUGCGCCUACGGAACUGCUGCUAUUAUCGAGAAGAUCGAUCCCGAUACACAGGUUCCUACGCAGCUCGCCAUCUAGGUAGUUAGAGGAGGAGGUUAAGCUUCCGUGUAAGGAGGUACCUAUGGUUUCAAUUUGAGCUCGUUCAAAUGUUAUUGAUAUUUUAACAAAGAUACCAACGAAUUGAUUAUGAAAAACUGUUUUGUUCGCUUUGACAUAAUGAAAAUGAACGUCUUAUGUGUACCUAGGUACUUAACCUAAUAUACCAGAAUAUAUGCAGCCUUAACAUCGUAAAUAACAUCACCGAGCUCCCCACUCGAAACUCGACACCAGGAAGCUUCAUAUCAU
Messenger RNA from Daldinia caldariorum, 851 nucleotides. RefSeq names its product DUF74-domain-containing protein. Bases 132 to 584 code for a protein of 150 amino acids. NCBI's taxonomy places the organism in Eukaryota, Fungi, Ascomycota, Sordariomycetes, Xylariales, Hypoxylaceae. The record is from RefSeq and is a predicted model, not a curated record. The transcript has 2 exons.